Molecule: messenger RNA, 3137 nt
Organism: Phialemonium atrogriseum
Lineage: Eukaryota; Fungi; Ascomycota; Sordariomycetes; Cephalothecales; Cephalothecaceae
Exons: 2
Coding region: 407-3001 (864 amino acids)
Source: RefSeq, a predicted model, not a curated record
AGCUGCCCAACUUGCGAUCAUGGCCAGCCUCCAUUGUUCGCAAGUUCAGUGCGUGGCAAUGCUGCGCCAUCGCACAACUCAGGCUGCUAGGGAUUGAUUGCUUGGGUUUAGGUAUGUCUCAGCUUUUCAUUUUCGUGCCUGAACACCCUCGUGGGUUUUCCGUGGUGGUGCGUUUUGCAUUUGUGUGGUUUGGGUGGCUGGUCGCCCAACCUUGCGCUUUCACUGCCAGCCUCUUCGAAAAAAAUCGACGACAAGGCCCUUCCAACCAUAUUUGAGAUUUUCUCUCCUCAAUCUUUUAGCCUCCUCUCAUGCAUCUCUCCUUUGCUUCUGCAUUUGCAUACUGUACUAGCAAUUGGUCAACCAGUCCAAGUGGAGGCGACCUGCAGCGCCAAUUGCAGCUUCAAGUAUGAACUUCCACAACUUGAACUUCGACUAUGUGGAACAACAUCGUGCGAAUCCACAAUAUCCUGCCAGUCCAAGUUCACCGUCGAACCAUUCCGACGCUAUUCUGCGCGAUCCCAACUUAGACUAUGCUUCGUCCCGUCCCGCAUCACCAUCUCCGCAGCCAACUGUCAUCCCAUGGGCCCCGACUCCACCAUCUCCGUCUGAUUCAACUCCAGAGUUCUACGGGCCAGACCGCCUCUUCCCACCUACAUUAAUACCGCCCUCCGUCCCUCGUGAGAGCACAUAUCAACGCUUUCGGGCUCAGAAUAUUCCGUUCGGCACCAUGGAGAGAGAGGCGGAUAUGGAAGGUCAGAUGAACGCUGACAUGCUGACGGGGUUCCGCGAUGAGCUCGUAAGGGAGGCCGGCGUAGUGACUCCUGGUGUGGACGACUCGCCCUAUAUUCACUACGCCAUCGAGGCCCUCACUCGGGACAGGGACACAGGCUAUUCUGGCAACGAUAGCUCAAGCAGCAAUGCCGCCACUCCCAUCCCUCCUGUCCUUCUCAGCCGAGACAUGGGAUAUUAUCACCCUCCACGAGUGCAGGAGCAACGGCAGUACGCUCCCCUUCCAAUGCAACCGCCGAUUCUGCCUACUCCGGUUUACCGUCACGAUGACCGAGCUCCCGAACAACCGGACCCCUUUGAAUGGCCGUUCUCAGGAGAACCUCUCGGGUUGCAAGGCUCCCCAGUCCCAAGUUCCUGGGCACCAAGACCGAAACCCAAGACGAUCCAACCUCACGAAUGGAGACCCAUGAACAGAGACGCCAUGGCUGACAGCAUCAGCCAGGAAAAGGCUAGCGGAUACCCACCCCUACAUUUCCUUCCUUGGAUCUUGAGGCCGGCGUCGUUUACCAUAUUGAUGGUCUCCUGCUUAGCGAUGCUGGCGGCCUUGAUGUAUUGCGCCGUACAUUCCCAACUCAACCCCGGCCUCGUACCAUUUACUGGUUCGAUUUAUGGCAGCCAAUAUUUCGUCUUCCGGAUGCUGCCCCAGCUCCUAGCGGCAUUCAUACUCAUUUAUGCCCAAUGCAUCGCCACGUCCAUGUUUCGCAUCGUCCCUUUCUUGCGGCUGGCAUCGAACCAGGCCCAGAUUCGCGACGGUGCCCUCUUCCAGGACCUUUAUCCCAAGUCGUUCCUCUGGCCCCGGCUUAUCGGCACCAGGAAAAUCUGGGUCCCCAUCCUCGUCACUUGGUUGAUCAAUAUCACUCUACCGCUGCAGAGUUCGCUGUUCACCGUCAUUCUAGUCGAUGGGGUCUGGACAUGGGCGGCAGUCCAAGGAGUUGCCUGGACGCUUGUGGCCCUAUACGUGGCACUACUUGUGGCCACCGUCAUCGCCGCCUCGUUCUGGCUCGGAGUCAGGAAUACUGGCCUCUUAUGGGACCCCAGAUCCCUUGCGGAUAUCAUCACGAUGGUUUCAGAGACCAAUACGGCAGUCGACUACCAGGGCACCCAGCGAACAGGGACGAGAGAUCGACUGCGCUUCGCAUUGCGACGCCGGCGCAGUGAUAGACUCGGUUAUUGGGCUUGGAAGGAUGGCCGCUCGGGUUUCUGGUAUGCGCUUGGUAAUUCGAUGGACCACGAAAACUCCCUGCCCUUUCCAGAUAUUCAGGCGAAGCACGGCGUGAAGAUCGAGAAAGAUGGAGAUUUUACCUUGGGCGAUCGUGAUGUGGAGGCUGCGGGAUCCCAACACCACAUCCGCUACCGCUACUUGCCAUGGUGUAUGCGCAACAACCAGCUACUCUAUUUGGUGGUCACAGCAUUUAUCCUCCUUCUGGCGCUCUUUGUUGUGUCCUUCUUACCCUCGACGCACAUCUCUACCGGGUUCCUCCCUUGGCUGCUAGCCGCCCCUGGGCAAGGAGCAUUCUCGGCGGCGGACUUCCUCUAUAGCUUCCUUCCGUCGCUCGUGGGAUUGAUCCUGUGGCUUCUCUUCCAGGCCGUGGACCUUUCCAUUCGCGUCCAUCAACCAUGGGCAGCUCUUUCCGGAACCCGGGGCGCUCGAGCCGAGGAAUCGCUUCUAGCAGAUUACGCGGCUUGCCUACCCAUCCAGAGCACAAUCCACGCAGCCAAGAAUGGGCAUUGGCGCGUUGCUGUGACAAGCCUGCUAUCGACACUGUUCCUCCUCCUGCCGGUAUUAGGCGGCGGCAUGUUCAUGGCACUCACCCGGCCGGGCGGCGAGGUGCGGAUGUACCCGAACAUGCCCGCUUUCGCCAUCAUACUGGCCCUCCUGGUGCUCUAUUUCCUCGCGCUGGUCGGCAUGUUCCCUGGCCGGAAGGCAUUCCGCCUCCCGCACGCCGUCACGUGCCUGGCCGAGAUCAUCAGCUUCCUCGCAAACGAGGAUCUGCUCACCGACCUGGCGUUCAAACAGUGCCGCACCAAGGAGGAUAUGCUACUGAAGAUGGGCCUCCUUCACGGCACUCCGGAGACGCAGCCUCGCUGGAUAUUUGGCGUUGGUCCCGCGUCGGCGGACGGUAUGCCUGGCGUGAGAAGGGCUAGGCGGUUCACGGAGAAGCGUCCGAUCCGAAAGAGCCAGAUCCGACGCGGCGGCCGGAAUAUGGCGUGAGUAGUGGUCGAUUGAUGGGUCGCCCCCUUCCCUCAUCUAGUGACGGGGGAGGAUGAUCACUUCUGGUGAUACGUUUUUGUUGCUUUUUUUUUUUUUUUUUUUUUUUUUUUUUUUUUUUUUUUUUUUGGGUUGGGGG